Messenger RNA from Aspergillus sclerotioniger CBS 115572, 455 nucleotides. RefSeq lists its product as uncharacterized. The record is from RefSeq and is a predicted model, not a curated record. NCBI's taxonomy places the organism in Eukaryota, Fungi, Ascomycota, Eurotiomycetes, Eurotiales, Aspergillaceae. The transcript has a single exon. The coding region runs from base 242 to 436 and encodes 64 amino acids.
AAGGUUCCUUCCCGUCGAUACGGUACAUACCGACAACUUCUUGUCCCUCCCCUCCCCCCCUUCGCCGCAUGCAUCACUCGCUCCAGUCAACCCGGCGCCUGUCCAUCCAAUCCGAAUGGCCCCUACAUUCCAACCGGGGUCCAGCACGUCUGGCCUGGUCUCUGUCGGACCUCCUUGAAACUUUCCGCUCGGUUGUGCGUGGCCACAUCUCGUGGCCGCCACGUUUUUGACCGACCGCACGAUGGCUUGGACAGUUAUACCAAUGAUAAUCUGUCGCCCAGCCUUCAUGCUGAUGGGGUGGCUGUUGGGGCCAGAAUCACGACGCUUGCUGCAUGAUGCAUCGUCCCAUCCACCGCCGAUACGGGUUUCGCCGGGAGAGUUUCUAGCUAUUCCGGACAGGUCUCAGCCUCUUUUAUCCUCUCAGCGACGAGAUUGAGAUGUCCCCUAUUACCACG